AAUAAACACGGACUAAGAAGUAAAAAAAAAAGCGUUAUGUGCCUAAACUGUAAGCGGAUGAGACUGAAACACGAAAGAUGUUGAAAAUGGCAGUACGUUGGAAUUGGAGGCCACUCUCUUCCCUCCCUCUACCUCAUUUCACAAACAAAAACCUCCACACACCAAACCCUAAUCUUCGAUUAACCACCUCCAACCUCUUUUCUUCUGCUUCUCUGCAAACCUUACCUCCUCUCAAUGGCGAACUGGACCCAUACCUCCGCUGUUCCCUGCCGCAGAACCCACUCCGAGUCGCCGUCCUUGUCAGCGGAGGCGUCGACAGCAGCGUCGCUCUCCGUCUCCUUCACGCCGCCGGUCAUUCCUGCACCGCUUUCUAUCUCAAGAUAUGGUUCCAAGAAGACUUUGAGAACUUCUGGUCGGAAUGCCCUUGGGAAGAUGAUUUGAAAUAUGCUAAAGACGUUUGCAAUCAGAUUGAAGUACCAUUAGAAGUUGUUCAUUUGACAGAUGAAUACUGGAAAAACGUGGUUUCUUACAUUAUUGAAGAGUAUCGGUGUGGUCGAACUCCGAACCCAGAUGUUCUUUGCAAUACAAGAAUAAAAUUUGGUGCGUUUUUGGAUGCAAUUGGUGGUAUGGGUUUUGACUAUGUUGCCUCUGGUCAUUAUGCAAAGGUUGUCCAUUCAUUUGUGGAUAAGACAGAUGGCGCUUCUAUUCUAGAACUAUCACAAGACAUGGUAAAGGAUCAAACUUACUUCUUAUCCCACCUAUCACAGUCCCAGCUGAAGCGACUUCUUUUUCCACUUGGUUGUAUUCCCAAGGAUGAAGUCCGCAAGCUUGCCACAAAAUUUGAUCUUCCAAAUAAGGAUAGGAAGGAUUCCCAGGGAAUAUGCUUUUUGGGCAAGAUAAAAUUCAGUGAAUUUGUUGCAAGACAUAUUGGGGAAAAAGAAGGUAUCAUACUAGAAGCUGAGACAGGUGAUUUCCUUGGCAAACAUAGGGGCUUCUGGUUUUAUACUAUAGGUCAACGCCAGGGUCUACGGCUACCUGGAGGUCCAUGGUAUGUUGUUGAAAAGGAUGUAAAAAAUAACGUAGUUUUUGUGUCCAGAAACUACUUUUCUUUGGACAAAAGAAGGCGCAUAUUCCGUGUUGGCUCUUUCAAAUGGCUUAGUGGGUUACCCCCUAAGCAGACAAGUCAGCUUCGAUGCAAGGUGAGACAUGGUCCCGGGUUCUAUGAUUGUAUCUUACAAAUGGAACUUGAAGGAGAUGACUUAAUUGACUCUGCCAUCGUUAGCAUAUCUGAAGAUGAUCAAGGCCUAGCAGCUGGACAGUUCACAGCCUUCUAUGAGGGAAGAACAUGCAUUGGUUCUGGUGUGAUUUUGGAGUCCGGGAAUGAUCAAACUUAUCCUGUAUGUGCAAAAGCUUUAGAAAUUGCAAGAAUGGAAGAUAAAUCCAAGAUUGGGAAUCCGGUAAAGAUAAAAGUUAAACCAGAUAACCCACAAGAAGUGUGUGAUUCCACAGAAUUGGCAAGUAAAACUUCAUAGGAGAGUAAGAAAUUCUAGAGUUGCUCCCCUCAUAAACCGAACCCGCAGACUGGCAGGCAUGGUUCUGUAGGAUGGUACCAGUCUCCGUCAGGCCUUCAGAAGAACACAUGUUUGUUUGGAGGGAGGGAUGCUACAUUAAAUUGCAAUCCAAGGUGGUAGGGGUCAUCUGCACAUUCUUUAGAAGUACAAAUGGAUCAUUUACGGCAAGUGGCAAGUGAAAGAGAUAAUGAAGGAAAAAGAUUUGGAGAGAUAGAUAACUUAUGAGAGAGACUGAUAGUGUAGAAUCCUACCCUGAACAUAAUAAGGGGAUGUAUGGAGAGAAUCCUACCCUGAAAGAAUGUACUUUAUUUACAACAUACCUUAAGGUUUGCGGUCACUUCUCCUCAGCAUGUCUUAUGCAUGAGUGAGACAUUUCUUUAUAAAAAAAUUUUU
Messenger RNA from Lathyrus oleraceus (garden pea), 1964 nucleotides. RefSeq lists its product as uncharacterized. The record is from RefSeq and is a predicted model, not a curated record. Lineage: Eukaryota; Viridiplantae; Streptophyta; Magnoliopsida; Fabales; Fabaceae. Gene Ontology annotation, biological process: tRNA processing. The coding region runs from base 78 to 1532 and encodes 484 amino acids. The transcript has 10 exons. Gene Ontology annotation, molecular function: sulfurtransferase activity.